This is a messenger RNA of Daktulosphaira vitifoliae (grape phylloxera), 5426 nucleotides long. Its product is annotated as toll-like receptor 7. Gene Ontology annotation, biological process: signal transduction. Bases 293 to 4264 code for a protein of 1323 amino acids. The record is from RefSeq and is a predicted model, not a curated record. Gene Ontology annotation, molecular function: protein binding. The transcript has a single exon. NCBI's taxonomy places the organism in Eukaryota, Metazoa, Arthropoda, Insecta, Hemiptera, Phylloxeridae.
CUUUCACAUUCAGUCACCGCCGUGAAGUCGCCAGCGAUAGUUCGUCCGCACUCGAGUUAUGUGAAAGUGUUCGCGGACUUUAGUGUUACGGUUUUUUUUUUUGGACAUUGAUAUUGUUUUAUAAAUUUGAUUUUUAUUAUUCGUAGUGUGUUGUUAGUAAUUUUUGUAAAUAUGUUGACCCAAAUUUUAGGGUCGUAUGUUUGUUUGGUUCUUUGACGAACACACAUGAAGAACUAUUGUGGCGUUGAAGAAAACUCGUCGCGUGUGUAAUUCGUUUGACGACUUCGCGAAAAUGUUUUUUAAAAUGAAAUUUUUAUUGGCGGUCGCCUUGUUCGCUGUAGUGACCGCUAAGUUAGACGGCGCGGAACAGUGUACUUGGUCGCCUUACAACAACGACACGGCUAAAACGUCGGUACAGUGCCGUGUGCGGACUCUGACCGCUGACAGCCCGAACCUGUCGGCCGUUCAGUCCGAGGGCACCGUCCGGCUGACGAUCGACUGUAGUGACAAGUUGUUUUUCGAGAGUACGCUGACACCUCGCGCGUUCCGUCCUUUGCACCAGCUCGAAGAACUCGCUUUGGUCAAGUGCAAAUUGUUGGAAAUACCGACGGACGCGUUCGACGGGCUCGGCGGACUCAAGAAGCUAUCCGUGCAGACGGGUAACCUGGAAUGGGGAGCUACCAAAAACCUCAUGGUGGCCCAGGGCGGCUUCAACAGACUCGGCGAACUUCAAUCGCUAGACUUGUCCGAAUCGAAUAUCUACCAAGUGCCCGCUGACGCGUUUUGUGCGUUGAAAAACAUUCAAAACUUGAACGUGUCGCACAACAGCAUCGACGACCUGACAGCACUCGGUUUCUCCGGGCCCGACUGUCCGGGUGGCGCCGACUUAAAGGUGCUGAAUUUGUCGUGGAACAAUUUGCAGUCGCUGCCGGCACGCACCGCCAUCUCUGCCAUGAAGCGCCUGCAGACUGUAUGUUUACAACACAACAGCAUCACAGAAGUAUCCGCUGACAGUUUGUCCACGCUGACGUCGCUAAAAGUGUUCAACGCGUCAUUUAACAAACUGGAAACGUUACCAGAAAACUUAUUUUCGAAAAACCGCGAUUUGCGCGAAGUUUACUUACAAAACAAUGGAUUAUACGAGUUGCCCCGCGGUUUGUUCCAUCGGCUCGAACAAAUGGUCAUAAUCAACCUGAGCAACAAUAAAAUCAGCCAGAUUGACGACGGCCCGUUCGUGGGUCUCAUCCGUUUGGUCGUUCUGGACUUGUCCCGUAACGGAUUGACCAGAAUAAAAUCGAAUUUUUUCAAGGACCUCGUGUUCUUGCAAAUAUUGGAUUUGAGCAACAACAGCAUUAGCAGUAUUGAAGAAAACGCGUUUUUGCCUUUGUACAAUUUACAUACGCUCAAUUUGGCCGAAAAUCGUUUACACACGAUCGGGCCGCGUCUGUUCAAUGGUCUGUACGUUUUAUCAAAACUGACAAUCAACAACAACUUGUUGGUAUCGAUCGACGAGCAGGCGUUUAAGAAUUGUUCUGCUCUUAAAGAACUGGAUCUCAGUUCCAACGCUAUUCAACAAGUGCCGUCGGCGUUAAACGAAUUGUCAUUCCUGAAAACGCUGGAUUUAGGGGAAAAUCAAAUCACAGUUUUCAAUAACAAUUCGUUUAAGAACAUGGAACUUUUGACCGGUCUACGUCUGGUCGACAAUAACAUCGGAAAUUUGACCAUUGGCAUGUUCUCUAAUUUGCCAAACCUACAAGUGCUCAAUUUAUCGAAAAACAAAAUCUACACAAUCGAACGUGGCACGUUUACGCAAAACACGCAGAUACAAGCAAUUCGGUUGGACGCCAAUUACUUAUCCGAUGUCAACGGCGUGUUCGAAUCAUUGUCCAGUUUGCAGUGGAUCAACUUGUCGAAAAACAAUUUAAUUUGGUUCGACUACGCCAUGGUGCCGGCUAACCUUAAGUGGCUGGACUUGCAUGACAACUAUGUACAAGAAUUAGGCGAUUAUUACAAUUUAAAGGACAGACUCAACAUAAACACCAUCGACGCUAGUCACAACCACAUUGCCGAAAUCUCCGAUAGGUCUAUACCCAACAGCGUUGAAGUAUUGUUCCUCAACAAUAAUUUCCUGACAAACAUCAGGCCUAACACUUUUCUGAAAAAAAGAAAUUUAGUUCGUGUCGAUUUGUACGCCAAUGAAUUGACCCGACUGGAUGUAAACGCGCUUCGAUUGGGCGUCGUGCCUAUCAAUCGAUCUUUGCCGGAGUUUUACAUCGGUGNCAUCAACCGAUCUUUGCCGGAAUUUUACAUCGGCGGCAAUCCAUUCGAGUGCGACUGUUCAAUGGACUGGUUACCGACCAUAAACAAUAUGACGCAGCUUCGUCAACACCCUAAAGUCAUGGACCUAGACAACGUGGUGUGCAAGACUACCGAUAGUCGAGGUUCGGAGAUAGUACCCAUCCUGUCGGCUAAUCCAUCACAAUUUUUGUGCAAAUACGAAACUCACUGUUUCACCGUGUGCAAAUGCUGCGAGUACGAUGCCUGCGACUGUGAAAUGACGUGCCCGAGCAACUGUACGUGCUAUCACGAUCAAACGUGGCGCACCAACAUCGUGGAUUGUUCGUACCAGCUAAACAACCCAAAUCCGCCGAAAAUCCCAAUGGAUGCCACGCACGUGUAUUUGGACGGCAACAAUUUCAGCCAGCUGCAAGGGCAUAUAUUUAUCGGCCGAAAAAACAUGGUUCAAUUGUAUUUAAACAACUCUAGAAUCGAGUCCCUGCAAAAUCACACGUUCAACAGACUGAGUUCGCUCCAGGUGUUGCAUUUAGAAGACAACAUGUUGACCGAGCUGAAAGGUUACGAAUUCGAGCAGCUUUAUCAGCUCAGGCAGUUACACUUGCAAAACAAUCGGUUGGUGUACGUCAACAACAUGACGUUCGCACCACUCCGGAAUCUCGAAGUCCUCAAACUGCACGGUAACCGGCUGACGAGCUUUGCUGUGUGGCAGCUCUCCGUCAACCCGUACCUCGUGCAACUGACCAUUGGGAAAAACCCAUGGUCGUGCCGCUGCAAGUUCCUCCAACCUUUCCGCAAUUGGAUAUACGAAAACGGUCCUAAAAUUACCGACGUUUCGGAUGUUACGUGUGUGCCCGACGAAUCGGAUCCCGGACAGAGUCGCGAAAUCGAUUUUAACGACACGGCGUGUAGCGACUUUUACACCGGCGGUUGGGCGCUACGUAACAUGAUGACCAACAGCUACGUGCCAUUACUGGUGUUCUUGUUGAUCGUUUUCAUCGUCGCCCUUGUUUUGUUCGCUGUUCGCGAAAACAUCAAAGUUUGGCUGUACACCAAAUACGGCAUACGCGUGUUCAGCUGCAAACAUUCCGGUAACAAACACUUUUACGAAGACCGCGAGAAGCUCUACGACGGUUAUGUGCUGUACAGCCCCAAGGACGAAGAAUUCGUGUUGCAGUCCGUCGUGGCCGAACUCGAACACGGCAACCCGUCGUAUCAACUAUGCCUGCACUACAGGGACUUGCCUAUCACGUCCAUGUACCACGCAGGAUCGUCGCCGGUGGUCAUCGAGGCGGCCGAAGCCAGUCGCCGCGUUAUUGUGGUGCUGUCCAGGAACUUUAUUCAAACCGAAUGGUCCAGGUACGAAUUCCGAUCGGCCCUACACGAGGCGCUCAAGGGAAAAGUGUAUAAAUUGGUGCUAAUCGAAGAGAACAGUAUCGCGGCCGAAGCGGACGCUGAUCCGGAACUAAGGCCGUACUUAAAAAUCGCCUCGAAAGUUCGUUGGGGCGAAAAACGGUUCUGGGAACGACUGCGGUACUUGAUGCCCAGCAACAAUCACCACAAUAACAAUCACCAUCACCAUAAAGUGUGCAAUUACCGCAAUAAUAUAAACAAUUAUACUAUUGACACUAGGACUCCGGUGGUACCGGCGCACAGGCGACAACCGUCUCCUCAAGACAAGCCGCCACAUCACCGGCAUCAUCACCACAGUCCUAGCUCGUUACCCAGGCCGCAACACCGGCACGAGGAUUCCAACUACUCGACCGCGACGACGGCCACUCCGUCACCCAAAUUAGGCGGCGAGGACCGGCCGUCGUCUGCCGAACACAUAUACUCGGCAAUCGACACGCCACCUCCAUCGGUCCAUCAAUCACCCAGUAGGAUACCGUUCGAGCGCACCAACAGUCGGAGGUCAGCCAAACACCAUCAACAACACCAGCAGAACACUGUACAGGCUUAUCUCGUGUAAAGUAAAAUAUACUUAUUUUUGAUAGAAUAAAACCGAUCGGGUCAAUUUCUAUUUAAAAAAAACGUGUUGGGUUUUUUUUUUUUCAUACAAAAAGAAAAACACUUAAUUAAUGCAAGUACGUGUGCUCAUCAAUAUGUGAUAAUGUUAUAUUAUGCACGACUUUGUAUAAUCUAGAUUAAUCGAGUUCCUAAGUGUGCGUGUCUGGCGAAACGCACACUGCGGUUAAUUCCCUUUGUAACUUUCAUGUCCUUUUUUUGUUUGUUUAACUCUCCUAACGGGCCCGAGUCCCGUUUACGUGUAAAUGUGAUUGUAGACGAACUAUGAUAUGUAAUAUUAAAUAUAUGAAAAAUUGUUAAGUAUAAAAACGGUUCGUACUAACUAUUAAGAAUUUAACGCCAUUUUUCUAGUCAGCUCAAAGUAAGAUAAAAUAUUAAUAAUAAUAGUUAUAUAUUAUAAUAAUUUUUUUUUUGAGCAACCAAAUUUUGUGUGUUACAUUCAUUAAAAAAAAAAAAAAAUAAAAAAUUGUAAAGCCUUGAUUUAAGGCUAGACUGAUUUAGUCUUCAUACCGCUGUUGUUUUACCCCAAACUGAUUUCUAUAAUUUAUGAAAACUAAAUGACAUAUAUUUCGUUAUUAUUUCAUUUUCAUUUUUUUACGUGACGCAGGGCAAUAAUAGUAAAAUAUUACUUUAAAUUUAUGACACAUGAUGUGGGAUAAUUAAAAACCUCCGUGGGUGUUUGUGUUUUUUUUACCUCUUCGCAUACACCGUAUAAUAAUAAUACCGGUUCUAGGCUCUGGCCGUGUAAUAUAUUUUAUUAUAUCUCUCCCUAUUACUGCACUCUCCUAGAACGUUUAGUCUGAUUUUAUUAUUCGGCUGUGUCCGAGAGCGCUAACGUGUACAACUCGAAAGACAGAGAAAUGAGUGAGAUACAAAAAAAAAAAGAACGAACUAAAAAAAAAAAAAGGAGUAAAUAAAAUAUGUGUAUACUUAUACACCUAUUUCUUUUAUUCGGUACACGGAUUACCACUUAGUGUAUUCCGUUGCGUUAUCUGAAAUGGAUUCGGCUUUUUUUGUUCGGUAAGAUAAUAUAACGUUACUUUUUCAGUUUUAAGAAAUAAUAACGUACACGCGGAAUAAAUAUUGUGUACAAAAAAAAAAAAAAA